AAUUUAAAUUAAAACUAACAGACAACAUCUCAUAACUUCUAAGCUCCCUUCGUUUCCUUCUAAACUGUAAAUUCAUUAGAUACACUACAAUUGUGAAACGAUGUCGUCUUUAGCUUCUCUAAUCCGCAGAAGAAGCAAGCCAAUAACUCUUCGGCUGAGAGGAUUCUCGUCGAGUGCGCCCAAUUCGAUCGACCGAACUAGUGGAAGAAUUGACAAGUUAUUAAUCGCGAAUAGAGGCGAAAUCGCCUGCAGGAUAAUGCGUACCGCCAAGCGAUUGGGGAUUCGAACUGUCGCUGUUUACAGCGACGCCGACGAGCGGAGCUUGCACGUCAAAUUGGCUGACGAAGCCGUUCGCAUUGGACCGCCCCCGGCUCGCCUCAGCUACUUGAGCGCUGCCUCGAUCAUCCAAGCCGCUUCCAGAACUGGCGCGCAGGCUAUCCACCCUGGUUAUGGUUUCUUAUCAGAAAGCGCCGAGUUUGCUCAACUCUGUGAAGACGAGGGACUAACAUUUGUUGGACCUCCUGCAUCUGCAAUUCGUGACAUGGGUGAUAAAAGUGCUUCAAAGAGAAUAAUGGGUGCUGCUGGAGUACCUCUUGUGCCUGGGUAUCAUGGCUAUGAACAAGAUAUUGAUUUGAUGAAGUUAGAAGCAGACAAGAUUGGAUAUCCUAUAUUGAUAAAGCCAACUCAUGGAGGUGGAGGAAAGGGCAUGAGGAUUGUACAUAGUCCUGAAGAUUUUGUUGAUUCAUUUAUUGGCGCACAAAGAGAAGCUGCAGCAUCUUUUGGAAUAAACACAAUCCUGCUAGAGAAAUAUAUUACGAAACCAAGGCAUAUAGAAGUACAGAUAUUCGGGGAUAAACAUGGCAAUAUCGUGCAUCUAAAUGAGAGAGAUUGCAGUGUACAGAGGAGACACCAAAAGAUUAUUGAAGAAGCUCCUGCUCCAAACAUCAGUGGUGAUUUUCGGUCACACUUGGGACAAGCAGCUGUGUCCGCAGCUAAGGCAGUGAAUUAUCACAGUGCUGGUACUGUUGAAUUUAUAGUUGAUACUCUGUCUGGAGAAUUUUAUUUUAUGGAGAUGAACACCCGUCUGCAGGUUGAGCAUCCGGUUACUGAGAUGAUUGUUGGUCAAGAUCUCGUGGAGUGGCAAAUACGUGUUGCUAAUGGAGAACCUCUUCCAGUUAGUCAGUCACAGGUGCCCUUGUUAGGCCAUGCUUUUGAAGCCCGGAUAUAUGCUGAGAAUGUUUUAAAAGGAUUUCUACCAGCAACUGGAAUUCUUCAUCAUUAUCUUCCUGUUCAAGCUUCGUCAGAAGUUAGGGUGGAGACUGGAGUUGAGCAAGGAGACACCGUCAGUAUGCAUUACGAUCCCAUGAUAGCUAAACUUGUAGUGUGGGGAGAAGAUCGAACAGGUGCAUUGAUGAAAUUGAGGGACAGCCUUUCGAAGUUUCAGGUUGCAGGUCUGCCAACCAAUAUUGAUUUUCUCUCAAAGCUUGCAAAUCAUGGAGCUUUUGAAAAGGGAGAAGUUGAAACCCAUUUCAUUGAGCUGCAUAAAGAUGAUCUGUUUGUUGAUCCCGAUGAUGAGUUAUCAACUCAGCUAGUGUGCAAUUCUGCUGCACAUGGUGCAGCCAUUGCCGCUGCUUGUCUUUGUGAAAAAGAGCAUGAAAGUUUCCCUGGUAGCCUUUCUGUAUGGUAUGCUAAUCCUCCUUUCCGAGUUAAUCACUUUGCUAAACGCACAAUGGAGCUUGAAUGGGAAGAUGAAUCGAGCAAGGGUGGCCCAAAACUAGUACCUGUACAUGUCACAUACAUGCCGAAAGGGAAAUAUCUAAUUGAGACAGAAGGAAGCAGUUUUCCUGAUCUUGAGUUGAAUGUAGUGCACUUGGGCAACCAAGAUUUUCGAGUUGAACAUGAUGGUGUAAGCAUGAAGGCCAGCAUAGCUGUUUACCAGAAGGAUCAGAUGGAGCACAUCCACAUCUGGCAUGGGUCGUGCCAUCAUCAUUUCAAACGGAGAAACAGACUUAACCUCGUUGACAUUGAUGAAUCCAAUCAACACAGACCUACGACUGAGGCGUCUUCACACCCUCCUGGUUCUGUAGCGGCUCCUAUGGCUGGUUUAGUAGUUAAAGUUUUGGUGAAGGAUGGGGAGAAAGUUUCGGAAGGGCAGCCGAUAUUGGUCCUAGAAGCAAUGAAAAUGGAGCAUGUUGUGAAGGCAACAAGUGCUGGUUACAUCAGUGGGCUUCGAGUUUCUGCUGGCCAACAAGUUUCUGAUGGCACUCUGUUAUUCAGUAUGAAGGUGAGUCAUGUCUAUCAUAAAAUUUAUACUCAAUAAAUAUUUUUAAUCCGGAAAUAAUAUGCAUGUAUUCACAUGUUGCUGAAGUCAUGCAUUAUAAGUUCUCAUGUCAUAUUUAAAAAUAAACUCACUUAUUGUUACUAUUACAAAAGAGCUUAUUCUUACAAAAUCAAUGUUGUCUUGUCUACUACUCCAUAUCCUUAUUAAUUGCGUCUGAUGGAGUACUUGAUAUAUACCAUAGGUAUUAAUUUAGUACAAGUCACAAGCAUAUAAAGAGUUCUUUUAUAUGAUAUGGAGUAUCAUUUAAAAUGAAUAGUAUAAUAAUAUGAAUAGUUCAAUAAAUAAGGGGCAAAUAGUUUAUGAACAAGUAUUACAUGGAAAAUAUGAAUGUCCUUUUAAAAAAAAUGUUUGUAGUAUUUUUUGUAAGCAUGUAAACAAGAAUUCAAAUAAGGUGUUCUUGUUCCUACUUCAUCUAAUAAGGAAAAGUUUAGUUUAGAAAAUUAUGUUAAAUCGAUUUGUUUUAUAUGACCUGUAAAAGAUGAUUGAAUGGUCAUUAAUUCAACAAGCCAAGUUUCUUUAUUUGAGCAUCCUAAUUGAGUUGGCCACUUAUUAAAAUGGAAAAUCAUACUACAUAACAAACACCUUUACAAAACUCAUUAGUUACUCUAAAUGGCAUUGACCACACAAAAUUAUCUUUUUUUUCACUUAAAAAAUAAUAUCUUCAUUUCUCUCACCUAUUUUUUCACAAAUUUAUCCUAAAUAAAAGUUACUUUUUAGUAUUUUUAUUUUAUUAUAAAUUAUUCAUUUUUUAAUAUCCGUGUUCUGGCCCUUCUGUUUUAUUGAAUUGGGAUUGAUUGAGGGAAUACUAACUUACUUUAUUUACCAAACUUGUACGUAGUUUUUUGGUUAUACUUAUGUGGUGAUGGUCAUAAUGCAAAGUGCAUUUUUUGUGGAACAGGAUAAGUGAAACUGGUGGAGAGGUGUGAUCCAUGUAACAGAAUCCAAAUUAACACGUUUAUAAUUUAUAAUGUAUCAUGUUCAUGCAUGUAUCCCCUCCAUCUCAAACAAAUGUAAUAAAACUGUGAGACUAUGAAAAAAAUCAUCAUUACCAUCAAAGAACUAUUUUUCUGUGUGUCCCUACAGAAAACAAA
Salvia miltiorrhiza (redroot sage) is the source of this 3432-nucleotide messenger RNA. RefSeq names its product methylcrotonoyl-CoA carboxylase subunit alpha, mitochondrial. The record is from RefSeq and is a predicted model, not a curated record. Lineage: Eukaryota; Viridiplantae; Streptophyta; Magnoliopsida; Lamiales; Lamiaceae. Gene Ontology annotation, cellular component: mitochondrion. The coding region runs from base 101 to 2320 and encodes 739 amino acids. The transcript has 15 exons. Gene Ontology annotation, molecular function: methylcrotonoyl-CoA carboxylase activity; ATP binding; metal ion binding.